AAAGGGCCUCCCUCCGGGUCAUCACGUGUGGCCCGGCUUUAUAGAGUUGCAGGGAAAUCACUGCCCUCGCACACUCACCUUGGCACACUCGCCCUCACACGUUCGGCCCCGCUCCCCUUCCCGGCCUUCUGGUCACCCCCACCAUGGCCCUCGGCCCCCUCAAGUUCAAGGAUCUGGGCGAGGAGGAGGAGGAGGAGGAGGAGAAGAACCUGGACAGCGUCAAGGCGCUGACGGCCAAGCUGAAGCUGCAGACCCGGAGGCCGUCGUACCUGGAGUGGGCCGCCCGGGUGCAGAGCCGGGCUUGGCUGGAGGGAGGGUCCGGCCAGGGGUCCCCGGGGGACAGCCAGGCCACGGCCCGGCGGGGCAUCUGUGGCUUCGACACCAUGGACGACGCCCUGCGGUGGCUCCGGAACGAGCUGCGGGAGAUAGAGGCCCAGGACCAGCAGCUGGCCCAGCGGCUGAUGCGUCUGCGUGGGCAGAUCCACGGGCUGAAGGUGGAGCAGAUGUGCCGGCGCCACAAAGAGCUGCUGGACGAGGCCACGUUCGGGCUGGAGGGCUGCCAGGAGGAAGACUCGGACCUGCUGUGCACCAUCCCACCCCGGGCCGCCUUCCUCCUCUCCACCCCGCUCAAGCACAUCGGCCUCACCCGCAUGAAUAUCAACUCGCGCCGCUUCUCCCUGUGUUGAGGGGGGUGCCCACCUCCCCGGACCCUCCGCUUCCCCUGCCUCCGCCCCCCACCCCACUGGCCGCAUCUCUCACCCUGCCUCCCUCUUCCCCCUCCCCACACCUGGGCAAACUGUAGCCAGCUGCACCCGUUGGUGGCAGAGGUGGGGCGGCGGUGGCGGGGAGGAGAGAAAGAUCAGAGGUCAAAAAAGGGGGUUCAGGAACUCUGACUUCCCAGCUGGGGUCUCAGGGGGCAGGGGAGUCUGG
Tachyglossus aculeatus (Australian echidna) is the source of this 930-nucleotide messenger RNA. It is a transcript of the gene FAM167B, whose product is annotated as family with sequence similarity 167 member B. The coding region runs from base 144 to 686 and encodes 180 amino acids. NCBI's taxonomy places the organism in Eukaryota, Metazoa, Chordata, Mammalia, Monotremata, Tachyglossidae. The transcript is spliced from 2 exons. The record is from RefSeq and is a predicted model, not a curated record.